UGGGAGUGUUUAUAAACAGUAACUUGAUAGUCACGAAACAGAGACAACAUGGGAAAACUUACGCUUUACGGAAUCGAUGGAAGUCCUCCAGUCCGCUCGGUGCUACUCACCCUGAACGCCUUGGGUGUGGAAUUCGAGUACAAGGUCGUCAAUCUGCUGGAGAAGGAGCACCUGAAGCCGGAGUUCCUGAAGAUCAAUCCUCUGCACACCGUGCCCACUCUGGAUGACGAUGGUUUCUACUUGUCCGACAGCCACGCCAUCAACUCCUAUUUGGUGAGCAAGUACGGCAAGGACGAUUCCCUGUAUCCAAAGGAUCUGAAGAAGCGAGCCAUCGUCGAUCAGCGCCUGCACUACGAUUCCAGUGUGGUCACAUCAACGGGCAGAGCUAUCACCUAUCCGCUUUUCUGGGAGAACAACUCGGCAAUUCCGCAGGCCAGGAUCGAUGCCCUGGAGGGUGUGUACAAAUCCCUUAAUUUGUUCCUGGAGAGCGGCGACUACCUGGCUGGCAAUAGUUUAACUAUUGCCGAUUUCCACGUGACCGCCGCCAUAACCGGAUUCGUGGUUUUCCUGCCCGUGGAUGCCGCCAAGUAUCCCAAACUGGCUGCCUGGGUUCAGCGCAUCAAGGCACUGCCCUACUACGAGGAGGCCAACGGCUCACGGUCUGCCCAAAUCAUCGAUUUCAUCAAGAGCAAAAAUUUUACUAUUGUCUAGAAACCAUUUAAUAUAUUCAAAAAUAAAUAUUUAAAAAUAAUACUCUAA
Drosophila elegans is the source of this 759-nucleotide messenger RNA. RefSeq names its product glutathione S-transferase 1 (gene GstE3). Lineage: Eukaryota; Metazoa; Arthropoda; Insecta; Diptera; Drosophilidae. The record is from RefSeq and is a predicted model, not a curated record. Gene Ontology annotation, molecular function: glutathione transferase activity. The coding region runs from base 49 to 711 and encodes 220 amino acids. The transcript has a single exon. Gene Ontology annotation, biological process: glutathione metabolic process.